Messenger RNA from Porites evermanni, 654 nucleotides. Lineage: Eukaryota; Metazoa; Cnidaria; Anthozoa; Scleractinia; Poritidae. The record is from the annotation of a GenBank genome assembly.
AUGAGAGUUUGGUGUUCCAGGGCAAAGUCACGUCAAAUCAACGAGAGUGUAGAAACAAUGGCGCCAGCAACUUUACACGGAGUCCUCCAAAAAUUUUAUCUGGAAGUGAGAAAGGAAUACGGCUCAGAGUAUGAACCGGACUCACUUAAAGUUAUGCAAGCGGCCCUGGAACAGCACCUAUCCACCCAGAAAUAUCCAUACAGUCUGAUAAAUAGUCUGAAGUUCUCAUCUUCAAGGUCUGUUCUUGAAACAAAAGCAAAACAACUACAAAUCAAUGGUUACGGCAAGAGAAAGAAUCGCGCUCUCCCGUACAACUCUGCCGAAGAAGAGUCCCUCUGGUCAAGCGGUCUGUUAGGCGACCACGAUGGAGUGGCUCUCACAAACGUUAACUUCAAAAAUUUGUCCGAGCACUUCGGAUUUCGUGGCCGUCAAGACCAUUACGACGCUUAUGUACAAGAUUUUGAAGUUGCGUGCAUCCAGAUCCAGGGAGGAGAAUUGGCAAAGUGCGUUCGUUUCAAUGAAAAUCCAACAAAGACCCGUUCCGGUGGCCUUUCAGCGAAACACAGGAAAACUCCUCAAGAGAUGUGGGCCACAGACGCUGGACCAAGAGAUCCAGUCCGGCUUUUUGAAGGAUUUCUGAGAAGGCGCCCAUAA